This is a messenger RNA of Lucilia sericata (common green bottle fly), 958 nucleotides long. RefSeq lists its product as uncharacterized. The record is from RefSeq and is a predicted model, not a curated record. The transcript has a single exon. The coding region runs from base 171 to 926 and encodes 251 amino acids. NCBI's taxonomy places the organism in Eukaryota, Metazoa, Arthropoda, Insecta, Diptera, Calliphoridae.
AUUAUCACACUGUUAAGAAUGCAACUAGACAAAUUUAAUUUCACAACAUUACUACUACUGCAUUAUUUAAAUCAUGGAUAAAUUAAAUGUUAAAGAAUAGAAAUUAAACAAAUUUUUAUCUAAAAGUACUAAUUUUUUAAGUUAAUUUUGAUUCACUUUUAAAUUUGCAAAUGUCUUCGUUAAAUAUUUUGUGCGCAAUUUGUAGUGAAUUUUUCAAACACAACGAUAUAAUAUACUCUACCCGUUGUGGACAUGUAUUCCACAAGGGGUGUCUAUUCAGGUGGCUAAGACGUUCAUUAACCUGUCCACAAUGUCGAAAGAAUUGUUUGAAACAUAAUUGUCAUCAGUUGUAUAUUAAUUUUGUGGAAACGGUACCUAGUGAAAAUGGACCGGAAAUGGAAUUUCCUAAAAUUUACGAUUGGCUUUAUAUAGAACAUGAUAUGGAUGUUAGUGAUAUAGAUGCCUUCGCUUUGAAAUUUGGCCAGAAUGAAGAAGGCAAUGAUAUAUAUGCUGCUCGUGGUCGAUUCAAUGGUGAUCUUAUACCUGGCUAUUAUGUGCCUCACAAGAAAUCCGUUAUUGUUCCUUGGGGUUUUAAAUCACACUUAAUUACCGAUGACAUAGAGUUAUUAGAUGUUUCAAAUGAUGAUGCAGAAUACAAAUGGGUUGCAGCAUCCAAUGGUGAAAUUCCCGAAAAUGCCUUUGCCACUGGACACACUAUCAUGGGUGAUGUUCUCUAUACGGCGCGAGCGGAACAUGAAAAUAUGAUGUUAUAUGGUAAACUGCAUCAACGUUAUAAUUCAGCAUAUGUGCCUUAUAAAGAUCUGGAAAUUUGUACUGGUUCUUACGAGAUUUUAGUGAGGAAACCUAAAAAAAAUACUACUACAGAUGUUCAGCACCAAAAACAUUUCCCAAGAUUUUAUGUAUAAAAAUAAAACAAAAUAUGUUAUUGCAAAAUUAA